Symsagittifera roscoffensis is the source of this 1749-nucleotide messenger RNA. RefSeq lists its product as uncharacterized. NCBI's taxonomy places the organism in Eukaryota, Metazoa, Xenacoelomorpha, Acoela, Convolutidae. Bases 1 to 1749 code for a protein of 582 amino acids. The transcript is spliced from 2 exons. The record is from RefSeq and is a predicted model, not a curated record.
AUGUUGCGUUUUGUGACAUCUUUGGCUCUUUUGGCUUCAGCCGUCUUUGGUGAUGGCUACUGGGACAUUCAGCUUUCACCUGACAGCGUGGCCGGUGUGCCGUAUGGAGCGGGUCAUAUUUCAGUGUGGAAACACGCAACCAAAGACCGCUACUACGCAAUGCCACUGGGUUUGCUCCUCAAAGACAGUGCUGAAUGGUUUGAAAAUGUGCUGACAGGCCAGAAUGAAAUGUCCUUUGAAGUACUUCUGUGGUCAGAGGAAGUCAAGGAAGCUGUUUUCCGGUACAUACGAGAUAACAUCGAUCCUGAAGUUGAGAAAACAGACGUUGAGCUGAAACCAAUGGAGGAAAUACGGAUAGUGUGGAAAGCUGAAGCUAGAAAAAUAUCUGACAAUUUCAAGUUGGAUGAAAGUUGGAUAACCAACACCCAUCUACCCUCACUUGUGAAAUUUUCCUUUGUCUGUUCAAAUUCAGAAUCCUGUAAGAAACUCGAAGAAUCAAUGAAAACAUCGCCGCACAUGUUUGACUCGCUGGAGUUGCAGUAUGUAAUAAAUGGUCAAAAGAUAUCGCGAAGAACUCUGAAACUUCAGGGGUCCCACUUUGAGAACAGUAAAAUGUGGACACAGUUGAAAAACAUGAACACUGAAGGCCCCAUUAGAUACCUCAACUCGGAGGACUUGAAAAACGUGUCCACGGAAACCACGCAAAACAUUGUAGCGUCUGUCAUAACUGAUAAUGACUACGCCGACAGCGGGGAGGAAUUGAAACUUCACGAAGUUAUUGAAAAUCUGUUGCGCAAAAAUGAAAAAGAAACGACAGAAUUUGAUGACACUCAAUGGUCGUCUGUUUUUUGGAACCCCGAUUGGGCUCGUCCUGACAAGAUAGCGAGUUAUUUGAACAAAGUUUACUCCAAAGACGAAACUGAUGACUCUAUUUUCAGAGUGGACGAUGCAGAGGAUGACCAAUCUCUGAAGUUUGAAUUUGGGGAAUUCAACUUUGGUUUUGAUAACGACAAUGGUAAAAACAUAAAAACUGAUGAGCUGAAAAAACACCUGGAAGAAAAGCACUCUCAUGUUGAAUGGAAUGGUGAAGUGUUCACGGUCAAGCCAAUCAAAUUGUUCCGAAUAAAUUUAUCCGAGAUGAGUAGUAACACUACCUUCGCAACUGCAAACAUUCAAGUCCGAAACAUUGAAGCAAUUCAUUCAGUAAAAGUUUUGUUUGACAAUAGCUUGCCCGAACAAAACGCAACAAUUACUCCAACCCUUAUCAUGCAGAGGCUGACAGAAAGAAUGGACCGAUUUGAACAAGAAUUAAAUGCCAACUUUUCCCAGCUCGUCGCAAAUCAACAAACCGAAUUCUCCGAUGUGAUAGAUGGCGUCGAAGAAGCUCAAGCCGAUAUGAUCAAAACAAUUGAGCAGCAUGGAUUGGAACUUAAAGCGAAGUUCGACGAGCAACUGAAGUACAUGAUUGACCCGAGCAAAGCGGCGAACGAAACCAUCGCAAAAGUGAAUGGAUUAGAUGUCAAAGUGAAGGGACUGGAGACCAAAAUUGGGUGGACUACGAAAUCUUUCUGUUUGAUGAAAAAUGGCAACUGCCCUUCUGGAUUCUCGCAAAGAGACGUUCAUGCUGUUGGACUUCGGAGUUGGGGUGGUUCUGGACAAGGGGCGAAAGAUACCGGCGAAAUUGGCAGCUCCUAUCUCUAUGGAACAAAAAACAGUGUAACAAUGUACUUUGCAGUCUGCUGCAAGUAA